UAAUCUCAUCUCCAGCCCCGCGGUCCCUCGGCGUCCUGGGGUUUACACUUUCAGGAAUCUUCACCUUUUCCCCUUUAAGAAGCGGAGACCAGGGCAAUCAUACAGAUGUAGAAAACACGUGGUUCAGCAGAAAGCCUGCAUACUCGGGACUUCCUCUCUAGUUUGACAUUUUUGUGGUUUUCUGAUUGUAGCCAGCGCACUGGAAGGAGAGCCAUCAAUAACCGAACACUUUUCAGUGCUGCAACUACUGACUUUCCGAAGAAAAGAAAAAGGGAAUUCUGUUUUCCACAGACGCAACAGAAUAGAGUCUGCAAGCGCUGUUCUGGCGGAACUAUGGGAUUUUGAAAGGAUGCUGGAGGUGAUCUGACAAGUUCUGUUUUCUUCUUUUUUCAAAACUUGGGAAGUCUGCAAGUUUACCUGUGCUCUAUUGGAAUUUCUGUUUCCGACAUUGCAAUUCGCUCAACUGAGCCUUUUUGAGCGCAUGUUGUAGAAAUGCACAAGAAGUAGCCUAACAUUCAAGGCUGAAGACUCCCAUGUCCUUUAGAAACGAUACAGCUCUAUACAACACAAUGAAAGACGACUUUGCUGAUGAGGAGGAAGUACAGUCCUUUGGAUACAAGAGGUUUGGAAUUCAAGAGGGAACGCAGUGCACCAAGUGCAAGAAUGACUGGGCAUUGAAAGCAGCCAUUGUACUGCUGUAUGUUCUGUGUGCCUUGUUAACUAUAGCAGUAGCCAUUCUUGGAUAUAAAGUUGUCCAAAGGGUAGAAACUGUGAGUGAGGGCAUGGUGGACUAUGGAGGCAAGAUCUCAGCUGUGGAGACAGACUUAAAGAAGCUUGAUAAUCAAGCUGGGGAGAAAUCAGAGAAUGCCACCACCGAGAUGCAGGCCUUCAAGUCCAACAUCCAGCUGAUGCAGAAACAGCUGAGCGACAUUGCUAAUAAGGCCCACAGCAACAAGGUGGCCCUGGACAAGCUGCAGGAUGCUGGAGAGAGCAUGCAGAGCAGUCAGAGCACUCUGCAGGGCCUGCUGGACAAUAACUCGGACAUGAUCCGCCGCGUCAACAGCACCCUGCUCAACUACAGUGGCUACAUCAGCGGCCUGCAGGAGGACACGACGCGGCUGCAGGCCGACCUCCAGGGCCAGGUGAGGGACCAGAGCCAGACGCUGGUGAGCAUCAACAGCCUUAACCUCACGCAGGCUCAGCAGAGGAGCCUCAUCAGUGCCCUGCAGAAGUCUGUGGACGACACCAGCCAGGCCAUCCAGAAGAUCAAGAAUGACUUCCAGAGCCUGCAGCAGACAGCGCGGCAGACGCGCACCGACGCCGACUGGUUGAAGGAGAAGGUGCAGAACCUUCAGGCCCUGGCAGCAAACAACUCCGCCCUGGCCAAGGCCAACAAUGAGUCCCUGGAGGACAUGAGCGCCCAACUGUCCAGCCUGAGCAGCCAGAUCCAGAACACCUCGGUGCUGACGGAAGGGCAUGACCAGAGCCUGCGGGAGCUGAUGGACGCCCAGCGAGACCAUGACAACGUCACCUCGGCCAAGUUCGACAGCUUUGAGCUGCGGCUGGAUCACUCCGAGCAGGACAUCGACCGCAUCACGGGCAACAUCAGCUUCACCACCCAGCUGCUGGGUGCCAUCAACACCAACCUCAAUGACUUGCGCACUUGCGCCGAGACUGUGGGCCGCCACUCCGACUACCUGCUCAACCUCAAUAGCACCAUGGUGGACGUGCGUGGGGAUGCCAAUCUCCUGCGGUCCCAGCAGGACGUCCUGGCUGCUCGGCUGGAUAAGGAAGUUACCAGCCUGUCCAUCGUCAUGGAAGAGAUGAAGUUGGUGGACAGCAAGCAUUCACAGCUCAUCACCAACUUCACCAUCUUACAGGGUCCUCCUGGUCCUAGGGGUCCACGGGGAGACAAGGGACCACAGGGCCCGGUGGGGCAGACAGGCCAAAAAGGGGAGAAAGGAGACAAGGGGAGUCUGGGGCCACAGGGUCUCCGGGGGGAGAAGGGAUCAGCUGGACCUCCUGGUGUGCCAGGGUUCAAAGGUGUGCCUGGAUCUCGGGGCAGUCCUGGUCCAAAGGGCUCUCGCGGAUCAGGGGGCAGAGCUGGACCCCCAGGGGCCAAGGGGGAGCCUGGUGCAGCAGGGGUCCCUGGGGCUUAUGGACCACCAGGGCCGCCGGGGCCGCCGGGGCCACCUGGUGCACGAGGGGCAGUUGGAGCCACUGGAUUGCAAGGGCCUCGGGGGCCAGUGGGCCCUGUGGGACCUGUCGGGCCACCUGGACCGCCAGGACUCCCUGCCAAACCAGCACCUGCCCCUGUAGCCCCGGUAUCUCUGCAGGGAGCAACUGCUAUCCCUACCAUCAAAACUCCAGGAUGCCCUCCACAAUGGAUCAACUUCAGAGACAAAUGCUACUUCUUUUCAACGGAGGCUCGCAAUUUUGAUGAGGCAAAGAAAAGCUGUGAAGCAAUGUCGUCAUCAAUGAUCAUUGUCAAUGAUACAGAAGAGCAGGAAUGGUUGCAGAAUGAGAUAGCUGGCAAGAGGUUCUUCUGGCUGGGCCUAACAGACCAGGAUGAGGAGAAUGUGUGGCGCUGGGUAGAUGGAAGCCUGCCGACCUUCACGAAGUGGAAGCCAGGUCAGCCUGACAACUGGACCCAUGGACACCAGCAGGGGGAGGACUGUGCUGGCCUGAUCCACCAGGGCCUGUGGAAUGACUUCUUCUGCGAUGAUCUCAAUGGCAUCAUCUGCGAGCGUGACAUGGAGAGCUCAAAACAGCCAGAAUUAUAGCACCCGCCAGGGGGAAAGAAAGGGACGUGCAGCGGGACUGAAGGCUUCUGAAAAGGCUUCAGAGUCUGGCCAGAUGUUUCAUAGCCCUUGAACUGGCACCUUAGCUUUUUCAUGCCAAAAAAAGAGACGCUCUUAUGGAGUCAGAUGGAAGAGAAACAACACACUUUGUGAUUGCGGUUUUGUCUACAACAUGGAGUGUUACCGCUGAUAAAAUUCACUCCAUUCCCGAACAGAAGUGCUCUACCCAGCAACUCACUUCAGCCUAUACAAGCACCAUGACAAUCAAGACAAUCAAGAUUUUUUUAAUUGUUAUAUAGUUAAAAAUCAAAUCAACUGAAUCAUUUAAAAUUGUUAUGUCUUUUUUAUGUAGUAUUAAAAUUACAUCCCACUUAUGAUCAUAAUUCACUUUUUAACUCAUUUUCAGAAUGUGUUUUGACAUUGCAGAUCAUUCCGGUAAUAGAAAUUCAGACUUUUCCAGUGCCAAAAUGAAAAGACAAAGGACUAUGAUGUGUGCCUUUAGUUGUUGUAAUAUUGCUGUUUCUCAGAUUUUCAGUCAAGCAAUACAGCGCUGUUAUGUUACGUCUUGAGGAAGGCCUUUGUUAAACCUCAAGAAUUGUCUGGCUAUAUAUAGCUAUAUUAUACACGUGAAUUCAAAUAAAUACAAAUAUAUACAUAAAACUAUCCUGAAAAGACAUUUGGUUUGGUUUAAAGAAAAUUGUGUAAGUUUACAUUUUUUUUUACAAUAUUUUUAUAUGUAAAAGAUUUUCUAAAAAUGUGUAUUAUCGUGGAACCUGUAUUAUUUUCAUGAGAUAAUUUUUUUGCAAACUGUACAGAGAAACACAGUUGACCUCUUACCUACAAGUCCAAAUCAGACAUUUGAUGGCUAUUUCUCUCAGGGAAAUGCUAAUUUCCUGUUUUAGAUACUUUGGGCAAUUAGCUUCCUGUCCUGUCAAAUCUUUUGAACAAUGGCAAAAUGAUUGUGCUUUCACACUCCCCCAUUAUGCAGUGCCAUACAAAAUAAACACAAGUUAUGGAA
Molecule: messenger RNA, 3819 nt
Organism: Anguilla rostrata (American eel)
Lineage: Eukaryota; Metazoa; Chordata; Actinopteri; Anguilliformes; Anguillidae
Gene: colec12
Product: collectin sub-family member 12
Exons: 10
Coding region: 534-2783 (749 amino acids)
Molecular function (GO): signaling receptor activity
Source: RefSeq, a predicted model, not a curated record